AUGGCAAUGGAGUCCAUAACCACCCCCUCCGCGUCCUACACCUCCUCCGGACCCUCAGCACACAAACACAUAUGGUUCAUAACCGGCCCCGCCGGCUGCGGUAAAUCAACCGUAGCCUCUCACCUAGCCUCCACCCUACACCUCCCCUUUCUCGAAGGCGACGACUACCACACCCCCGAAAACAUCUCUAAAAUGGCCACCGGCACCCCCCUCACCGACUCCGACCGCUGGGACUGGCUCUCCGCCCUCCGCACCGCCUCCCUCUCCACCCUCUCCCCCCCCUCUCCCUCCGGCGUAAUCGUCACCUGCUCCGCCCUCAAGUGCAAAUACCGCGACGUCAUGCGCGUAGCGCCCUACCACGAUCCUCGAGUUCUCGUACACUUCAUCUUUCUGUCAGCGAGUGAAGAGACGCUACUAAAGAGAGUAGAGGGACGCAAAGGGCAUUACUUUGGGAAGGAUAUGGUGAAGAGCCAGUUGGAGAGUUUGGAGGUGCCGGUGGGGGAGAGGGAUGUGGUGGUUAUUGAAGUUAGUGUGGGGAGGGAGGAGGUGGAGAGGAGGGCGCUAGAGGUUGUUAGGGAGACGAUGGGGGUGGAGAGGGCGAAGCUUGCUUGA
Pseudogymnoascus destructans is the source of this 612-nucleotide messenger RNA. RefSeq lists its product as uncharacterized. The record is from RefSeq and is a predicted model, not a curated record. Lineage: Eukaryota; Fungi; Ascomycota; Leotiomycetes; Thelebolales; Thelebolaceae. Gene Ontology annotation, molecular function: gluconokinase activity. Gene Ontology annotation, cellular component: cytoplasm. Bases 1 to 612 code for a protein of 203 amino acids. The transcript has 2 exons.